AUGUUACCACAGCAAAAGACCACGCCAAUGAUCAUAUCAAUAACAGUAUUGUCUAUACUAGCUUAUAAUACGCCACUAAUGGUAACAGCUAAAUUAAUAUCAAGACGAGCACUAGUGUACAGAUACAGAGUUUCAUUCGACGAAGUAGCAGGACACAUGUUGGAAAUGGACACGUUCCGUAGAGACUUGCGGAUGUCAUUUGGCCAGUUCUUACUGCUAAAGCAAGCUAUCAACCCAAUAUAUCAAAGAGAUAAGUAUAUGGCAAAUCUAAGAAACGGGUGUAUAGAAGUGAACGUACUACUCUGUGAUUCUUAUCAGGCGGACAGGUCACCGAUUUAA
This is a messenger RNA of Sphaeroforma arctica JP610, 339 nucleotides long. RefSeq lists its product as hypothetical. The record is from RefSeq and is a predicted model, not a curated record. Bases 1 to 339 code for a protein of 112 amino acids. Lineage: Eukaryota; Ichthyosporea; Ichthyophonida. The transcript has a single exon.